Microplitis mediator is the source of this 4072-nucleotide messenger RNA. Its product is annotated as TNF receptor-associated factor family protein DDB_G0272098-like. The coding region runs from base 328 to 4002 and encodes 1224 amino acids. The record is from RefSeq and is a predicted model, not a curated record. The transcript is spliced from 16 exons. Lineage: Eukaryota; Metazoa; Arthropoda; Insecta; Hymenoptera; Braconidae.
UUCAAUAGAUUAUAAAAAAUAUAUAAGUAGUAUUUCAAUGUAAAUCAUUAUUUUUUGAAAAUAUUAUCUAAAUUGAUAAUAAAGUUGAUAUCUUAAUGUCAUAUCGUGCAGCCCAUCUACAUCCAACUAAAAAUAUUCUCUCAGUCGUGGAAAGUCCAAGCUUCAAACUGGACAGUUUUUAUACAUUUUUUAUUUAUAUAUAAAUAUAUGUAAACAUCUCAAGGAAUAUAAAAUGGUUGUUCAUAUUUAUAAUUAGCAAUAAAUGUGCAGUGGAAAAAAAAUUGAUUACUAAUUAGUCGUAUUAAUUUUAAAUUAAAAUUCAUUCAAAUGAAACCGUGCGAUUUAAAUUUGAAAAUGAUCGUGCCGUCAAGUGCUGGAGUAUUAAUCGUAGCAUCGGGACUGUGUUUGUAUUUAAUAAAUAAUUUUCGAAAAAAAAAGUCAAAGGAAAGUGUAAAUAAAGAACAAGCUGACGACAGCAGAUGCUCUUGCUGUUUAAAACCGUUUAUUAUUGGCAAAGGCGUUGAUUGCAGCGACUGCAAAUCACGAAUCUGCAAAAAAAGUUGCAGUCACUGGGACUUUGAGGACAAUAAUUGGCACUGUCUGUUUUGCAAUCACCGAAGAUCGUGGUGUAAAAGAAACGAGAAGUGGUUUGAGACAUUCGGAGGCGUGGAAUCAAAUGCGUUUAAAAAAUUAUUUACUACCACGGAGUCACUUUGUAGUAUAGAAGACGAGCAUGUUUUUAAUUCGGGUCCCGAGUUGGCAGCUGGCGGUUACGAAACCACGAACUCGAUGGAAAAUGUCCGCGAAAUAAUUGAAAAAAUAGUCGAAAGUCUCGUAGGAAAUGUUGACAAUACUCCGAUUGAUCGACUCUACACCCACGAAGCAUAUAAUAAGUUAAUCGACGAGUAUGGUGCAUUACUGUCACGGAUUAUCAAACAUUUGGAGAAUUAUUUUCAAUCAUAUUCACACAAACCAGCCACAGAUAGACCUAGUAUGGCGCACACAGCUCUGCGUGAGCUUGUUGAACGUGCGGUUGAUGAGGCCCGCAAACUACCGGGACUUGGAGAUACAGUAUCUACGAGAACACAGCAAAAUACUAGUAUCACCGAGCAAACCUACGAGGAUCUACUCGCUGCUGCCAUACUAAAUAAAGUAAUCGAAAAGUACCAAAAAGAUGCAGACGGUAAUAGUCAUGUACACGAUAGUUCGUCGAGAAAAUUUAUAAAUAACAGAAGUAAAAUGAGUUUAGACAAAGAAUUAGAAGACGAACUGACGUCACCGGAUUCCAGUGAAAAUAAAAUCCGACGAAGGAUUUGUUCGGACCCACUAUCACUUACGAUCGAAGAACAAAUUGAAGAAAUAACAACGACGUAUACAUCUGAUGAAGAACCAGAAUGUAUGAAAAAUAGUAUUCUUAAUUUUAAUAAUUCGAAACGUGUCCCAUUUCCGGAAUUCGGAAUGGAUAUCGUUGACCCUUCGCAAGAAUCAUCAGAUAACAGCGAAGAUGAAGUCGAUGCAGCUCACGUAGAUCACAUAACACCAGUCGAGUCAUGGGAAGAAAAUUGGCUGUUCCAAAAGAAGAAAAUCGCCAUUAAAUCGGAGCCAGUGGCCAUGCUGGUGCCGAACCCUAGCGCCGAUUACCGGGCUCUCAUUGGCGACAAAGACGCCGAGGACACGUCAGACUUGUCUGAAUUUUCGGCCCAAUCUGACGACGAAAUCGAGGAGGAAUUGAUUCAGGUUAUCAGCCAAGUCAGGCAUCAAGAAUCUUGUGAUACCAAAGACAAAGAAAUUAUCGCGCGUAAUUUGAAUGACGAACGAAUUGAAACACAGGUGCAAGUUGACUCUAAUGAAGCGCAGCCGAUUUGUCACAAGACAGCGGAAACUGACGAGGAAAUUGACAGAGACGUUGGCGGGUUUUCAGUUACAAACGGCAAUGACGUAAAGUCCAGUGAUGAUUUGGAGGAGAGAAUUUUAGUAGAAAAUAAUGAAAUGACAAAUAAUUUAAAUGGAAUUGAACGAGUGCCAAAAACUCCAACUUCUACGCCGACUAGAAAUUCGGUCUGCGAUAACGAAGUUACGGAAAUAAAUAAAAGUUAUUGUGAUUUUGAAAAACUGAAUGCUAAACUCGAAUCUAUUGAUAUUGGGACGGAUGUUGAUGAUAAUGAGCUAUCAGUUACUGAAAAUGAUGGUGAUGGUGACGACAAUUCGAAGGAAAUUCAAAUAAAUACAGAAGUUGAGGGAGCGAAUGAAAAUUUCGAUGCAACUGAAGAUGGGAAAUGUCGCGAAGCUGCGGCUAAAAGCGAGUCUAAGAUAUCAGGAACAAAGUCAUUGGAACGGAGUAAAAAAAUCAAAGAUAAGGACCUUGAGCUGUCGGCUCCACCGCGACCAGGCACGAUCGCAGAACGUGAGCACAAAAAGUGGGAAAAUGCGGCACCUAUUGAAAAUAAUCCUUACAGUCCUGAGAAUAUCAACAAGAGACUUUUGGAACGGCAGUACGCCACCAGAUCAUCAGAAGUCACCGGAAAUUCUACCGUUUUACCAACUAGUCAAAGUCCUCCACUGCAAAUCGUUUUUGCAACGAAUCGACCAGAUAUCAAAAGAUUUGGCCGGGAUUAUUAUAUAAAUGAAGCGAAAUCUCCACGAGGUGAAAAAUUCCAACGUCCAGGAACAUCAAAUUCCAGUAGACCCAGCAGCUCAUUGUCUCAUCAUUCAAGUUCUAUUGGGAGUGAUUUCGAACAGCAGGAACCCUUCGAGCCAAUCGAAGCGUCCAAGUCGCUGAUAAUCACACAGUCGCAAAAUAAUAAUAAAUAUUUUGAACGCGAGCGCAAGAACAGCAAAAACGAAAUAAACGCAAAAUUAAACAAUCAGGGUACAAAUAAUAUCACUAGUGACAACAAAAACACUUUUGACGAAGAUAACAAAAGGAAAAUAAGGAGAAUCGACUUGCGGGCUUACGGUUUCGAGAAUGAGUUCUAUGUAAAUAAUAACAAUAAUCACAAUAAUAAUAAAGAUUUUGAAAAAAUUCAGAGGAUUCCAAAUAAACUCGACCUCAGGUCAUUUGGAUACGACUCUGGGCUAAGGAGGACGCAGUCCAACAAUCAUUUGGACAGUAAAGUCAACAAUAGUUUUGUCAACUUGAAGAUAAGUGACGACAAUAACAAUAAUACUGAUGGCAAUGAGGGAGUAAUCGGGAAAAUAAAUUUGAACGAUGACUACUGGGCCAAAAGUACUGAAGCUCUGAACGAGGAAAAGAAAAUAAUUUUUGAAAAAUUCAACCGUAUAAAGGCCGCAAAGUCGGUCCCCAAUAUCGUCAGUGCCAAGACGGAAAACUAUUACACAACUGCAUCGUCUUCGACGAGCGACGAAGACGAAAAGCAUUUUGUUGAGCAAUUGACGCGCGACAAUGAUGAGAUAAAAAUGUAUGGGAACGAUUCGAUUAAGGAGAGAAUCAUAAAAUUGAUUGAUGGAGAGGUCACUAAUUCGAGUGACUUUAAUAGUUAUGAGACGGACUCGCAGAGCUCGAAGACAGAGUCGACGGAAGAGCUGCCGAGGAGGUUUUCGACGUUAAAAGAAAUCAAAUAUUCGCUAGAGUCCCUUGAUGGGGUCGACAAGUUUAGUGACAAAGAAUUGCCGAUGCCUUCGGUCAAAAAAUUGGCCCAGGCUUUUAAUACACCGGAAACUACCAAGACUACGAAAUUAAGUAAAAAUUUAAAUAAAGAACGACCAAAUACUCCUGAAAUUCAAAUAAUAAAAACACCGAGACAAAUGCACAGUCUUACUGCAAGAUCGCUGUCCAAAGAAUUCCGCGAGGGUCUGAGACAAAUUUCAGUAAAACCUCAAGCCCCGCAAUUGCAGAGUUUGAAUAUCGAGCAGUCAAAAUUACUGAUUGCAUCGGAAAAAAAUUCAAGCAAUUUCGACAAAUCCCUUGACAUCGACGUCAUCGCGCCCGGGAAAAUAAAAAACGGACUCGAGUUUUGGGAGCAGCUUCAGAAACGAAACUAAACGAUAUUUGUAAAAUUAUACAUACAAAUAAUUAUUGUUAUUAAUAAAUUUAUCUAACUUAUAAUUAUUA